UAAAUUGUAGGUGCGCCCUUAGUUUAACCUCAAAAAACUUGACGUUGGCAAAGUGCCCUGGCAGCAAAAGCCUAUCUCACAAAAAAAAAGGGUCUUUCACCUUGAUUUUGUUCUACAAUAAUGAUGAGCAUAAAGAAAAUGUAUUUAGUGUCAAAAAUGUAUAGUUUUAUAAUAUGUCAUUUAUCUUAAAGCUUAUUAAAUUAAGAGUGGUUUACAGUUAUUCAAGUGCCGAAACCUACUAUAUCCUGUAGUCUACAUGAGUGUUGAUGUCGAGGAAGCUAACGAAACACAACAACUGAUGCAGAAUGAGGGCGAGGAAGAUGAGGCGAAGAUCACGCAGUCCGCCACGUCGCCCGUGACCAGCAACAAGAUGUCAAGCGGCGCCGCCAGCCUCACCUCGCGGACCCCGGGGCAGGCGUUCGCGAGCACAGGGAACAGUAUCAAUGAUUCAACAAAGGUAUCGAUUGUGAACGAGAGGCGACUCCAUCGGGACCUGAUGCGCUCCAACUACAGUAACAGGCCGAAACACAUACCCAAAGAAGCGCCAGAUGUAAAACAUAUGGAGAAAGCACUUCUUGGUUUGCUAGAUGAUUUUCACUCUGGAAAACUGAGCGCAUUCAGUGCUGGCUGCAGCAUGGAACAGAUGAUCAAUAUCAGAGACCAGCAGGAGCACUUGGCGCGGCUGCACUUCCGCCUCUGCGCCGACGUGGAGAAGCCAACAGAGGACAGUUUUGACAAAUCUACCUCCAGAUUUAAGAUGACCCAGUUGGUCCAAAGUUUAGAACAGCUUUCAGCAUCCAUUGAGCACUUGCAUUCAGAUGGUAAUUUUAGUGCAACUAGCAGCAAUAAGUAGAUAAAUUGUAGUCCUACAUUGCAAAAUAAGUAGAUUCACGUCUACUUUUUUGUUAAGAAAUACAUCUCUGAUCAUGAGUAAAGGGAUGGUGCAAAAAGUAAUGCAGUCUUAGUAAAUAUUUUUAAAUUUUAAGUGGGGAAUUUAACAUCACCCUCAACAGGGGUCAAGGAAAAAGGUUUACCUAUCUAUAGUGUAAAUGUAAUCAAUAAAUUAUAUGAUGUUUGAUGCAGCAUGUCACUGACAUAUGGGUGAAUCAACUUUUUCUUGUCACUCAUUGCCAUGGGUUAUGUUAUCCUGGGUCACUCUUUAAAGCCUGAUUAUAAGGCAUUCAAUUUGAAAUCAACUUUAUCGACAACCAACAAUGUGGUACCUUUUAGUUGAGAAUGUCACAAAUACACUUUUUGUGACAGUUAUAAGUCCUUCCAUUAAGGGCCAUCUACAAAGCGUGUUAACUUCAGUGUCUUUUUACCUUUUAACUACCGUAGACUGAUAUAUAAGACAUAGAAAAUCAGCCUGAUUUCGCCGCAUUCUGAUAAAUAAGAUGAAACUUCGUACUGCCGGUGACACGCGCACCCUCAAUGAAAAAUUCUAUGGUGGUUAAAUGGUUAUACUGUCAUUUAUGAUUUUAUAUUGUAAUCACCAAGACUAUUGAAAUAGCUUUUAGAGUUAGCUAGUUGAGCAAAUUAGGACGAUAGCAGCCAUAAAUAAUAAGAAUUUGUAUCUUUAAUCGACAAUAUUAUAUUAAGUAGGUAAAAUCUCUUUCAUUCCGAUCUUCUCAUGUUUAGAGAGGGGUUUCUAUUUCAUCUCUUGUAUAAUCCCUAUUCUAUACCUGAAUGGGGUUGUAAAGUCUACCUACUCAGAUUCAACAGGAACAUUUCUUAUUACUGACUGCUGUUAAUUUGUUCAUUGGGGUGAUUUAGAUCAAACUAAAAGAUACAGUGAAUACUUCUUUUGUUAAUGGUAAAAUACCGGUAUUUAUUAUCCAAAAAACUUUUUAUCCGUUUUGUCUGAGUAAUUUUCAAAAGUUAUUUCGUACAGUCAAAGAAUUUAAUUUCCGACCCUUUGUACUUUGUCACAGUGACAAUCAAUAUGAAAGUCGUUAGAGACCUCAUACUAUUGUCACUGUGACAGAGUACAAAAUGGGUAGGAAAUUAAAUUCUUUGACUGUAGGUACCUAUGCUAAAAUGAUCAAUGACUUAUGUUGUUUAAAUGAGGUUUUUACUUAGCGCCACUUGUACCAUCCCACUAACCCGGGGUUAACCGGUUAAACCGUUAACCCAGUGUCAAAAUGUUCUGGUAACCAUGGUAACUCCAGGUUUAACCAGUUAACACCGGGUUAGUGAAUGAUGCAAGUGGCCCUUAUUACCUUAUUAGGCUAUAAUUGAAAAGUAUAUUAUAUUUUAAUCCCAUUUAUUUAUUAUGUAUUUAUGUAAUCAUUGUAAUAUUUUUGUUCUGUAAUCAUUGUAAUCAAUAAUUAUAACAUAAAUAAAACACAUCUUAGGUUUCUUAGGUACUGGUGGAUUUUCUAAAAUCUUGUUCUUGUACAUUUUAAAAUAUUUAAAUUAAAGCUAGAUAAUCAUAGUAUAAUAAUAUUAAUAAUGGUGGGGUCAAAAACGUUCUAAAAUAUAGUUACGGUAUUUUGCCAUGUUAUUGAAUAUGCUAUAAUUUGAAUUGUAAUCAACUAAUCAUAUUGUUAAUUAAAUCUAGAAUCUUCCAAAAAUCGAGUAUUUAUUAGUUUUAAGUACAGUCAGCGUCAUAAACAUGAUGUCAACAAAAAUGUCACUGCUUGCUUAGACUGUAGAAGAGGUAAAGACUUCUAUAAUUUUGGAACAGUUAAAUUCUUAUAAAUAUAUGUAAUGCUGACUGUGCCAGUGGAAAUUAAGUAUUUUGCUUCUAGAAUACAUUAAGGCCUGUCUCCAUAUUGCGCGGCAAACUAUCGAACAUUGGCUCGCGAGGCAGCCGCGCGCGCAAUGGAUACC
This is a messenger RNA of Cydia splendana, 2832 nucleotides long. RefSeq lists its product as uncharacterized. The record is from RefSeq and is a predicted model, not a curated record. Bases 257 to 853 code for a protein of 198 amino acids. Lineage: Eukaryota; Metazoa; Arthropoda; Insecta; Lepidoptera; Tortricidae. The transcript has a single exon.